CUGUUGCUUUCUUUCGAGUAGGAGGGGCUCUACGUGACCCACAGUCCAUCGGCUCCAACCCCUUGCCCCGGAAGCGGAAAGAGAGCUCCCUUAACGAUUGUUGCAGCGCCUAAAACGGAGGGGGAGAGUUUGGCUUAUAGCAUCUCUUCAUGGCUAGCGUGUCCCGCGCCUUCCUAAUCUUUGGUGGGUUUGCCGCCCUAGUGGGGGCGACGUUGUAUCCCAUCUACUUCUGGCCCCUGGAGCACGUCGAGGAGUACAAAAAGCAGCAAGCAAUAAAUCGAGCUGGUGUUAUACAAGAAGACAUUCAGCCCACAGGAUUAAAAGUGUGGUCUGAUCCAUUUGGAAGAAAGUGAAGACUUCUCUGCUUGUGAUUUCAAGAAAGAAUGUAUUUUCCUUUGUUCCAUCAGUGAUUCUCCAGGUUAACUAAGAUAAUGCAGAAAAAGGACUCUGCAUGUUAGUUUGUUUAUCAGUAUCAGUUUACAGAACAGUAGAGGCUGCUGGCUGUCAAGGGUUAAAGCCUGCUUUCCCCCCAGUGACCUAGUAGUAAAAACAAAACUGCACUGUAUGUUUUCUAAUUAAGCAAAUAGAAUAAUUGUGUUUUUCUUCAUUGAAAGAAUGGAAGAGAAUUGAUUUGGUGAAUAUCGAUUGGACAUGACCAGUGUAGAUGAUGCAACUGUUUUUCUAUAAAUGUGUAUUGAAUAAUAAAGUCUUAAAAACAGUUAACCAGGACUAAGAAUUUGGAAAAUGGUACCAUUGUAUAUCUAUACAUUGUAUCUUAAUUCAAAUAGAAUGUAGAGCCCUGCUAUUUAUCUCUUUUAUUAAUGAGGGCAGAAUGGAUCAUACAAAUAUGAAUCUGCUUCUGAUGCAAAGAUGGCUUACUUGAAUGUAAGUCCUAUUGAAAUUAUUGAGAGUGUUCUUCCACCAAUAACUUUCAAGUAAAUAUAUUGUAGUGCCUAACUUUAACAGAGAGGAGAGUUUUUUCCCAGUGAAAAGGCAAACCAUUAUUUGCUUUGUUUCCAUGUAUGUGGGUGUUUUGAAUUAUGUACAUCAAUUAUAUUUUAUGUAGAAAUAAACUGCAGUAUCUGAA
Messenger RNA from Rhineura floridana, 1087 nucleotides. RefSeq names its product small integral membrane protein 20 (gene SMIM20). Lineage: Eukaryota; Metazoa; Chordata; Lepidosauria; Squamata; Rhineuridae. Gene Ontology annotation, cellular component: mitochondrial inner membrane. The coding region runs from base 150 to 353 and encodes 67 amino acids. The record is from RefSeq and is a predicted model, not a curated record. The transcript is spliced from 3 exons. Gene Ontology annotation, biological process: mitochondrial respiratory chain complex IV assembly.